UACUCCUCUAUAGAGAGCGCCCGGGAAAUUCAGUACUGUGUUAUACGCACUGAUUAACCUGCGCCGUCUCCCUAAAUUGCGCCAUGAGCUUGCUUAAUCAGCUCUGGGACGACACCGUCGCCGGUCCCCCGCCGGAAAACGGCCUCGGGAAGCUAAGAAAGUUUUCUACCUUUAAUUUCCGUCCGAAUUCCGGCAAGGAAUCAGAGGGUCAGAAUCCAAAUCCGAAUACGAGAUCACUCACCGUAGACACAAGUGACGAUGCAAUUAAAGUGACGAGAAGUAUCAUGAUACUAAAGUCUCCUCGUAAUCAGAACAAGGACUCGCCUCCGGCAUCGCCAUCCCCGUCGCCGGCGGGUUCUACUCCUCCGGUAUCUCCUUUCUCUGGUGCAGGAGGAAGGGAGGCGUACCGGUUCAGGAGGAGGUCAGCGUCGUUCGCCUACGAGAAUGCUAGAGGGAUUGGACCCCGAAACGCUCCUCCUCCUUACGACGUGUGAGCUAUGAGGCCGGCCAGCCUCGUUUUGUUCUAUGAGGUGUACUGUUGUUGAAUGUAGUGGAGAGUUCAUGUUUUUUGGGUGGUUAAUUAAGAAUGUGUUUGUGAAGUGGCUGUUGUUUAUUAGGUUUGUAAAUAUGUUAUGUAAUUUGGGUUUUACUUGUGUUUGUGUGUCUACUACUGUGUCUGCGGAGGUCUGGGUACAAGUUGUAAAAACAAAAAUGGAGUCUGUUAUGUAUCCUUACUCUGUACUAAAACGUUAUGUUUCAAUGUAGCCUUGCGUUUACUGCUUGACAUAGUGAAGAAUAAUAAGAACUGUGUUAGUUGUUGCUUCUUUCUCA
Ipomoea triloba (trilobed morning glory) is the source of this 831-nucleotide messenger RNA. RefSeq names its product dormancy-associated protein homolog 3. NCBI's taxonomy places the organism in Eukaryota, Viridiplantae, Streptophyta, Magnoliopsida, Solanales, Convolvulaceae. The record is from RefSeq and is a predicted model, not a curated record. The transcript has 3 exons. The coding region runs from base 84 to 494 and encodes 136 amino acids.